AUGUCUAUAAGAAAUAGAGAUAAGAAUUAUAUGAGUCAUGUUAAUGCGGGUAAACAUAGUAUGAAUAAAGUAUCAAAUAAUAAUAGUAAUAGUAAUAUAAGUAAUAAUAAUUAUUCUUUAGGGUUAUAUAUUGAUAAUCCACAGAAAGCAUUUUUAUUUGAUGAAAAUGAUUUAAAAGAAUUAUUUUCUUAUUAUAAAGGAGCACAUGAUAUAAGGAUAUUAGCUGAUAAAGCAGCAGCUCAAAUAACAUUUAAUGAUAAAAAUAUGAUACAACAAGUAAAGAAAGAUAUAAAUGGAUUAACUAUUAAUGAUAUUGGUACUAUAAGAUGUAUAAUAUUAAAUGAGGGGAAAGUAAUUGAACAAUUUUUACCUUUCUCAGCAAAUGAUCCAAAUGUUACAUCAGAAAAUGAUAAUACUGUUUCAAAUAAUGAGAGUACUGUAAAUAUGUUAAAGAAAUUAUCAAGUUUGAUAAAUACAAACAAUAAUAAUAAUAAUAAUAAUAAUAUAAAUAGUAUUAAUAUAAAUAAUAUUAAUAAUGUAAAUAGUAAUAAUGGUAACAAGAAAUGGGAUAUGAAUAAUAGAAUUAAUAAUAUAAAUAAUAAUAAUAUAAAUAAUAAUAAUAAUAUUAGUAAUAAUAAUAAUUUUAACCAAUUAACAAAUAAUAAUAAAAAUGAACAAAAUGAUAAUUCUUUUGCCAAUAAAAAGCUGAGCAGAAUUGAACUUAUUGAUAUUUUUGGAUUUCCUAAUGAAUUUGAUGUAAUGAAUAAAAUACUAGGUAAAAAUAAUUCAAAUAUAAAUUAUAUUAACGAACAAACAAAUAAUAUGGUAAAUAUCGAAUUAAAAGGAAAACCAAUUAAUGAAGCUCCAGUAGUUGAAAGAAUGCAUUUGUCUAUAACAUCUGAUAAUUUGAAUGCAUAUAAAAAAGCCAUCGAUUUGAUUAUGAAAUUAUUAAAUUCGCUUUUUCAAGAAUUUGUAGAUUUUUGUCUUGAAAAUAAUUUUGUUUUACCAGAAAAUUUGUCUUUUAAAAGACAUGAAUAUAUGUAUAAUUCAGAUGGUUCUACGAAAUAUUUAGGUUUUAAGGAAAAUAAUUAUGGGGAAAAAGAAAUCUACAAAAAUGAUUUUUCUUAUAAUAAGAAAAAUAAAAACAUGCCAAAAAGUGAUAACGAUAAAAGGAAUAACAACAAUAAUAAUAGUUCAUUUAAUAUGAAUAUAAAUGGUGCAUAUGGUAAUAACCAAAAUGUAAAAAAUGGUAGAUUCUAA
This is a messenger RNA of Plasmodium falciparum 3D7, 1260 nucleotides long. Its product is annotated as putative RNA-binding protein. NCBI's taxonomy places the organism in Eukaryota, Apicomplexa, Aconoidasida, Haemosporida, Plasmodiidae. The record is from RefSeq and is a predicted model, not a curated record. Gene Ontology annotation, molecular function: RNA binding; nucleic acid binding.